Messenger RNA from Neltuma alba, 3979 nucleotides. Its product is annotated as RING-H2 finger protein ATL13-like. Lineage: Eukaryota; Viridiplantae; Streptophyta; Magnoliopsida; Fabales; Fabaceae. The transcript is spliced from 3 exons. Bases 2314 to 3741 code for a protein of 475 amino acids. The record is from RefSeq and is a predicted model, not a curated record.
AUUUGUAAUUUUAGAAUUUUCUAAAACAUUCUUAUUGGGUCCACAUCAGUUUGUAUCUAGUUUUGCAUCCUUCAAAACUGAUCAGAUGCUCUUGACGCAAUAUUUUAUUAUUAAAAUUAUAUCUUAACCCAGUAUAUUUUACUUUUUUUUUCCUUAAAAAAAGUUCAUCCGAGCUUUUCAAGUUAAUACUUCACUACAAUUUAGUUCCCAUUAUGCGUCGGCCUAUUUCCCAUCUCCAGAGAGCGUUUUCUCUCUAGUUAGGGGGGGAAAAAAAUCAUCCGAGUUGUUCAAGUAUAAUACUUUAAUACAGUUUAGUUCCCAUUGUAGACACAUAUAAUCUCAGUUUCUCAAUGUUCACGAUUUUAAGGGAAUCUCUAUUCUAGAUGAUAUAUAUUAUUAUUGAAUCGAACUUUUUUUAAAGAUUUUAAGUAGAAAUGCUCUUUAAAUUUUUAAGAAUUGAUGCGUUAAUCUUCAAAAUAAAGACUAAAAGAAACAAGGGUUGUAAUUUAUCUAGUAUCUUUAAGUAUUUUGUGAUUAUUCAAAGGUGCAUAUAUAUGAAAAAUAAUAAGAGAUCCAAAAUAGCAUAUUGGGGUAAGUUAUCCAAUUGUGCAGAAUUAAUUCAGGUGGCAACCGAUAUGAACAUCACAUUGAAGACUUUAUACAGAUAGGGUUUACUUUAUGUUAGCCUUUACAGGCUAAUACACACAAAAAGCGGGGAAGAGCAUCAUUGUAUAAGAACCCUCUUUUUGAAUCUCACUUUCCUAGAUGCCUCCCUCCAUCUAUUAUCUUUUCUGCUCCAUUUGCAAUGUUCUCACCUAAGUAGUUAUGUCCCUUAUUAUCCGGUACACUCUCUCUACUUCUAAAUAUAAAAUCCUGUUAGUUUUGGUAAGGGAACCGGACGAGGGGGUAAUUAACAAAAUAAUAAAAUGUACAAACACUUAUCGAUCACUAAACUCAUCUCCAGGUAGGAGGGAUCUUUUUGGGACCAUAUGGGGUUUCCCGUCAGCCAUUAACAUUGAUCAAAUCGAAGCCACCAAGGGACUAAUCAUCCCCAGCAUAAUCCUCUUCCCAAUACUGAAGUUGUCUCAAAACCCAUCAAAAGAAGCUUCGUUAAUUAAUCUGCUUCAGCCUCUCAACCACACAUGGAGAUUCUCGCUUCACUUUGACAAACAUUCGCGAAUCGAAUAUCGAUCACCUCUCUGGAAGCCCCAGACAAGUAGACAACCACCCCCACAAUGCCUCACGGUAGUUCAGACUUCGAUACACACACAGAUUUAUCAGCCGUACUAUAAUCCUAUCGGUAUAUUACUCUCGGAUAAGAGAAAUAUACAAUGUUUAUGUCUCUCAGACAAAAAUCUUCUGUAAAUGAGUGCUGUCUUUACUGUUCAGCAUUGUUACACAGUGGGGAGAAUAAUAAUGAAAAGUAAUAUAUGUAUAUUUAUGGAGACUGGAGAGUCGUUGCUGUUAUAUUUUGGAUGUUUUGGCACGAAAAGAAUAUGGAAAAGGGGAUGAAUACGUGGGAAUACAAGCACUCUUUGUCAUCGUCUUUAACUCUUCAUUAUGACUUUUUUUUUUUUGGUGUUUGGAUUAUAUUCCGUUUGUUACGCGUGGUGUGAUGGAUUUUCGAGAGUGCAGAAACAAAGUACGAAGUGGUCUCAUCGAAGGAACAUGAGAAGGAAAAGUCUUUUUAUUUCUCUCCCCAGUUGGUUGGGUGCCUGCUGUUUGAAAUUAUGAAGUCGCUUUAUGCAGCAUCAUGCAAAGUCAGUACCCGAAUCCCACUAUCUGGAGAGAAAGGUUAAAAGGAAGAGUUCCCCAACCAUAAAGAAAAAAGUUGAAAAGAAGAUUUUAUCUUGGGCUUUGAGUCCAACACCUUUUGUUUUCAUUUUCCCUUUUUUCCUUUUUUUUUUCACCCCUUUUUCCAUGCUCUUUCUUCAUCUUUGUUUUGAUUUUCAGGUAACAAAUUAAUUACCCGGAAUCCCAAAGGAAUGCUGAGAGUCUCACUAAUUUGGAUUUGAGGCAGGUCAUUGCAUCAUAAAUGACAGCAAAAGAAACGAAGGACUUUUGGAAGCAUCACUGCUAUUACUGGCUUUUUUUCCAGCUAAUUAAUAAGCGGCUUGGUUGGAGUUUUCAGAAUUACAAUAAAGGGAAAUUAAAGUAGUAUUACGCCAUUGUCUCCAUAAAAAGGCCGCUUUAUAAAUGUGCUGCGCUGGGAAGAAGACUGAGUCUCAGUUGUUAUGUCUCCAUCCACUCUCGUCUUCUCUGUGAUGGAACGGCAUCUUCGAACUGCAUGAAUCUUCUCUAAAUUCUGCAAAAAUGGGGAGACGUAGGACUCUACUACAAGUUAAAAGCGAAGGCUUUGAGCCUCCUUUGGAGCAACCACCACCGUUCUAUCUUUCUCAGCCACGCCUUCCAUCUUCUUCACCGCCUAAUUUUGGAUCUGGUAGUGGUCUCUUGAAUUUAAACGACAAGGUGAGUCCUAGCAUGCUACUUGUCAUCAUAAUUCUGGCCAUUGUUUUCUUCGUUUCUGGGUUGAUUCACCUCCUAGUUAGAUUCCUGUGGAGACCUCAAUCCAGAGACCCAGAUGAUUUGGAUAAUGUGUCUGCUCUUCAAGGUCAACUACAGCAGCUUUUUCACCUUCAUGAUGCUGGUGUUGACCAGUCCUUCAUAGAUAACACCCUCCCUGUGUUCCAUUACAAAGCCAUCAUUGGAUUGAAAGACCCAUUUGAUUGUGCUGUGUGCUUGUGUGAAUUUGACGCUGACGAUAAGCUCAGAUUGUUACCCAAAUGCAGCCACGCCUUUCACAUGGAGUGUAUUGAUACUUGGCUCUUGUCUCACUCAACUUGCCCUCUCUGUAGAGCUUGCUUGCUCUCUGAUUUCUCUCCCAUAAACGCUUCUUCUCCUCCUUUCGUGUUCGUUCUAGAAUCUGGGAGUGACAGUUCCAGAGAGAUUGUCCCAGAAAGAGAGAGUACAGUUGGUAGGACCAGUUCUGUGGUUGGAGAUAACGAACUUGGCUUGACCCAUGUGGAUUUGUCACACAAAUCUUUUGAUUUGAGUUCAGAAGCUAAUCCUGAUCAGAUUGCAGUUGGGGAAUCACAUGAGAAAGUGGUCACUGUGAAGCUGGGAAAGUUCAGGAAUGUGGACAGUGUUGGUGAAGGAAGCAGUACAGACAUGGGAGAAGCUCGAAGGUGUCUUUCUAUGGGGUCAUUUGCUUAUGUUAUGGACGAGAAUUCUUCACUCCAAGUACCAGUAAGAGCGACGAUGAAGAAGCAGUCAAGUAAGAAACGUGCUUUACCUUUAACGCCAGGACGAAGGAUUGCCAUGUCAGAGUGCGACUGUGAGUCCACGAGAGAUUUCCAAUUCACGGGUUUUGACGCAGUAAAAGGUGUUGAGACUUCUUCUGAAACUGCAAGUAUCGAGAGAAGCAGAAAAGAGAGCUUUUCGGUUUCAAAGAUUUGGCUUCGGGGAAAGGCAGAGAAGCCGCAAGCCAUGGCUGAUUCCUCAAGGAGGGCUGUUUCGUUUCGAUUCUCUGCACAGAGUAACGAGGUUGCGAGGGAUGAUUCGAAGGCAAAGAAUGGGAAAUCUGAGAUGGAGUUUGGGAAGUGGGAAAAUGAUGAUGAAAACCAGAGCUGUUACAGUGUGGAUUCUCAGGGCAGAGCACCCUCUUUUGCUCGAAGGACUCUGCUUUGGCUUACUGGAAAACAGAACAAGGUUGUUCAUUCAUCUUCUGAUUCAAACUUCUAGUUUCUGUCAUUCAUUGUUUCGGCAAAUCUUUGAUUCUUGAAUCUAGAUGUGUUAGUUCAAGUGUCGGAUAUGCAAUAUAUGUUUUCCACACAAAUUAUGAUCGAUCUUGAAUCUGAAUAGUGAAUGCUGCAUUUGGUUUUUCAUAUCACGUUGUCUAUGCUCAGUACAAAGAAUAUCUAACCUAAGUUUCUUACUUGGAGGGGAAAAAAAUAAUUCAAGAGACAUUCUUUUGUUGUCA